GUGUCACAUGACAGAGGAGAUGGUUACUUUGCGGCUGGUGAUGUGACAAGGCGAACCCAUUCUGCUGCUGCUGCUGCUAGCAUUGGUUAGCAAGUUUGUUGACUUUCGCAAUUCGUCGUUCCUCUUCAAAAUCAGAGCAGUGACACGAAAAUGGACAACAGCGGGAAAGAAAAGGAAGCGAUGGCUUUAAUAGCUGAGGCUGAAAAGAAAAUGAAGUCAUCGCAGUCGUUUUUUGGAGCGCUGUUUGGGGGUUCCUCCAAGAUGGAAGAGGCCUGCGACAUGUAUGUGAGGGCUGCAAACAUGUACAAGAUGGCCAAAAACUGGAGCGCUGCGGGAAAUGCGUUCACCCAAGCUGCUCGUCUUCACCUUCAGAUGCAGAGCAAACACGAUGCUGCAACUAACUUCAUAGAUGCAGGAAACGCCUUCAAAAAAGCAGAUCCACAAGAGGCCAUAAACUGCCUAAACCGAGCUAUUGAGAUAUACACCGACAUGGGGCGCUUCACCAUCGCAGCCAAACAUCACAUUAGCAUUGCGGAAAUAUAUGAGACAGAGCUGGUGGACAUUGACAAGGCCAUUGCACAUUAUGAGCAGGCAGGGGAUUAUUACAAAGGUGAAGAAUCCACCAGUUCAGCCAACAAGUGCCUUCUGAAAGUAGCAACCUACGCCGCUCAGCUGGAGCAGUACCCAAAAGCGAUUGAGAUCUAUGAACAGGUUGGCACUCACGCAAUGGACAGUACGCUCCUGAAAUACAGUGCCAAGGAUCACUUCUUCAAGGCGGCGCUCUGUCACUUCUGCGUAGACAUGCUGAACGCAAAACUCGCUGUGCAGAAGUAUGAGGAAAUGUUCCCGGCCUUUUCAGACUCUCGAGAAUGCAAGCUGUUGAAGAAACUUCUAGAUGCCUAUGAAGAACAGAAUGUGGAUGCCUACACUGACGCGGUGAAAGAAUACGACACCAUUUCACGGUUGGACCAGUGGCUCACCACCAUGCUCCUCCGCAUCAAGAAAACCAUACAGGACGACGAGAGCGACCUUCGCUGACUUCCCUCCCCGUGUCGCCUUCACUCCCUCAACAGCCGAUUCGCAUCCUUCUUUUUUGCCUUGAGCCUCUCACUUCCGUUCUUUCAGCGACCUUGACUUUCUGACCAUUAGCUCUUGUGUUCCUUCUCAGACAACUGUGUUCAUUUCCUACCAUCUGCAGUGUGUUUUCUCGCCUUUUUAAUUUGCUCACCUUUAUAAUCUAAAAAUUAUGGUCUUUAUAGGUAUGAACACUAUUUUCCUGAGUGCACACGGCACACAGUAUCUUAGUUGUAUGUUGUUAUAAUCCAGGUGUUGGCCCAGUGUUACUUAAAAUAUUCAUAACGGGCUGCAAUGCCAAAUACUCACACCAGCACACUUCUAUAAAAAGGUUUUAUUUGAUGUUUCUUGUUAUAAAAACGGAUGAGAGGAUGCCAGUUAACACUUUGAUCUACCAAAUCUAUUUUCGAAUAAAAUUAACUGACCAAAAUUUAGACUAAAUGCUAUAGAGUAUACAACGGAUCAUAUCAGGGCACCUCUAAUUAAACAGCACUUUCAUCUCGGCUGCAGAGCUCCUCUCCAAGCAGGCAGUGAACGCACCCUCUGCCUUAUUCUGCCACGCUUCCUCAGGAUGUGAACAGCUGGAUUUGACGAGGAAAAAAAAGGAAAAAUCAUGCUUUUAGAGGCGUUUAAUUUGCCAAUUGUUUUUGUCACUUCCAUAUGAAGUGCUUUUAUUCCACAGAAGGAGGUGAGAGAAGCCCGUCACCUUCAUGAACAUUUGCAUGGUUUUGGUAUGGAUGAGAAAACUAGAGCAGCCUGUUUUUUUGUCUUUUUUGUGUGUGUGUUUUGUUCUGUUUCCCUCAUGACAAGCCGGGCUGAAAAAACAUAAUCAUUUCUGCCAGGCCUGCUUCAGAUGCAAUACAUUGAUAAAAGGAGCUUUACUGAUCUGAACACUGUGCUCUUGUACCCUCCUGAUGAUCAUGUCGAGAGACGAUUGGUCUUAAAUCAUUUGUACGUCAGUGAUGUUUCCUGUCAAACGUUUGAAUAAACCUGUCUCAGACGCACA
This is a messenger RNA of Scatophagus argus, 2080 nucleotides long. RefSeq names its product N-ethylmaleimide-sensitive factor attachment protein, alpha b (gene napab). The record is from RefSeq and is a predicted model, not a curated record. Gene Ontology annotation, biological process: regulation of synaptic vesicle priming; SNARE complex disassembly; synaptic transmission, glutamatergic. The transcript has 11 exons. The coding region runs from base 151 to 1038 and encodes 295 amino acids. Lineage: Eukaryota; Metazoa; Chordata; Actinopteri; Scatophagidae. Gene Ontology annotation, cellular component: synaptobrevin 2-SNAP-25-syntaxin-1a complex; vacuolar membrane; terminal bouton. Gene Ontology annotation, molecular function: soluble NSF attachment protein activity; syntaxin binding.